Molecule: messenger RNA, 1812 nt
Organism: Ipomoea nil (Japanese morning glory)
Lineage: Eukaryota; Viridiplantae; Streptophyta; Magnoliopsida; Solanales; Convolvulaceae
Product: leucine-rich repeat extensin-like protein 6
Exons: 2
Coding region: 79-1263 (394 amino acids)
Molecular function (GO): protein binding
Source: RefSeq, a predicted model, not a curated record
CUUGUGGCACCUGACCUCCAACUCGCAUAAUACAUACACUAUACAUCUCUCAAACACAACAUACACUCCAAGAAAACCAUGAAGAUCAUCAACUUCAAGCUGCCCUUUUAUGGCUUCUUCUUCUUCCUUCUCUUCUUCUCAAAACCCUCCCAUCAAGCCUACGAUGAUGGGCCUCCUGUUUUUCCAUUUGAAAACCCUAGACUUUACAAUGCUUUCAUUGCUCUCCAAGCUUGGAAACAUGUCAUCACUGCAGACCCCAAGAAUUUCACCAAGGAUUGGUAUGGCCCCUACGUCUGCAACUACACCGGAGUUUACUGUGCUCCGGCGCCGGAUGACAAGGAGAUCCGUACAGUCGCCGGGAUUGACCUAAACCAUGCAAAUAUUUCCGGCACAUUGCCGGAAGACCUCGGCCUCCUCACCGACUUGGCGCUUUUCCAUAUAAACUCCAACCGCUUCACCGGAACUCUCCCCCGGAGCUUCUCCCACCUCCGCCUCCUUUUCGAGCUCGACGUCAGCAAUAACCUCCUCUGCGGCGACUUCCCCGCCGUCGUUCUUUCUCUCCCCAAGCUCAAGUUCUUGGACAUCCGCUACAAUCAAUUCCAAGGAAAGAUUCCCAAGGAGGUUUACGACCUGAAACUCGAUGCCCUUUUCGUGAACCACAACAAUUUCACCGUCACAUUGCCGAGGAACUUCGGAAACUCGCCGGUUUCGGUUCUUGUUUUCGCGAACAACAACCUCCGAGGAUGUCUGCCGCCGAGCAUAGCCAAAAUGCGGAAAACCCUGAGCGAGAUUAUCCUGAUGAACGUGAGCUUGGGCGCGUGUUUGCCGGACGAGAUAGGGCUUCUGAAGGAGCUGAAAGUGUUCGACGUCAGCUUCAACAACCUCGUCGGGAGCCUGCCGGAGUCCAUGGGGAAGCUGAAGAAGCUGGAGCAGCUCAACGUGGCGCACAACAAACUCUCCGGCGAGAUUCCGGCGAGCAUCUGCGAGCUUCCCAGGCUGAAAAACUUCACCUACUCCUACAACUACUUCUGCAGUGCACCGGAGAUUUGCCGUAAAGUGAAGCACAAAAAUGACAAAAAGAAUUGCAUUCCGUACUGGCCUCAUCAAAGGUCGCCGGAGACAUGUAAGGCCUUUUACUCUAAACCGGUGGAUUGUAGUGUCUUAGGUUGUCGACCUAGAAGCCCACCGCCUCCGCCGCCGCCAUCACCGCCUCCUCCCUCUCCCCCACCACCCCCUCCCCCACAUCAUUACCACUAUCUCUAAUCAAAGCAUAAAAACCAUUGACUUUACGGGCAAAACAACAUACAUAAUAAUUUAUGUUCGAACCUCGUCGAACAAAAAGAAUGAUCUAUGUAUGUUUACAUUCUCUAGUAAAGUUUGUCUGAUUGGUACAAAUUUUCAAUUGUGUGAUUUAACUUGAUUGGGUGCAUGGGAAAAUGACAAAUUUGGAUCUUUAAAUUAUAAAAAACAACACUUUUGUCUAUCAAUUAUAUCGGUGAUCAAGUGGUCUUUUCCGUCUCUGAAUUUUGUGAGAGACAAAAAGUAGUAACAAUAUAAUUGACCGAUCAAAAGUGUUAUUUUCUUAUAAUUUAAGGAUUAAAAGUGUUAUUUUUCUUUUGUAUAUUGAUACAAGGAAAAAAAAAAAAAAAAAAAAAAAGGGUGAGAUACGUACAUGUAAGGAAUAUUUCUGUUUCAGUGUAUUAGUCUUUUUUUUUUUUUUUUUUUGGAAUUAGUUUUAACCAAAGCAUUGACUUUGAUCAUAUUGUAAUAAAAAUAAAUUAAUAAUAUUAUUAUAUUUCUGUUGUCGCAGUA